This is a messenger RNA of Colletes gigas, 1031 nucleotides long. RefSeq names its product polyamine-modulated factor 1-binding protein 1. The record is from RefSeq and is a predicted model, not a curated record. The transcript has 6 exons. Lineage: Eukaryota; Metazoa; Arthropoda; Insecta; Hymenoptera; Colletidae. The coding region runs from base 87 to 1031 and encodes 314 amino acids.
CAGAAUAAAGAAAUAUUACGAAUACAUCGAGUUAUCGUUGUAUAUAUUGUAAAACAGUAGGGAUAAUAUUUAUUUCGCAUUAAAAGAUGACAGAAGAUUUAUUAAUUAAGGAAAAAGGGUUUCGUCAACUAAAUAAAGAACUCGAACAGAAAGCGCACGAUUUGAUGAAAAACGUAGAUCGUGUUAUAAACACUUAUAACAACGAAUGUUUAAUUUCUAAUUCAAAAAACCAAUGCACGCAUUUCAAAAGGGAGCAAACAAAGUUCUCGGAAUAUGCAGCAACACAAAAAGAAGCAAAUUCGCAGGUUUCCGUUAAACGAAAUUCGUCUUUGCCGUAUAUUUUUGGCCAAGUUUCAUCUAAAUUAAAAGUAGAAGCACAGCAAGAUUUUGUGGAUGAUGCUUCUAAAAAAGGAAACUUGGCAAAUAAAACCAUUAUUAAUUUGUUAAAAGCUAAAAUAGAUAUGUUGCAAACUGAGUUACAAACAUUACAGAUUGAAUACAGAAAAAAGUGUAAUUUAUGCAUGGAUUUAGAAUCUGAACAAAAAAAAAUUGAACUCAAAUUACAGAAUGAAAUAGAAUCAUUAAAAAAUACAAUUACAAAAUUAGAAAACACUAAUAAAGAAUUACAAUGUCAAUCACAAGCAUUAAAUAGUGAAAGUUCAAUUAUAAAAAAGAAUUUAGAGAAACUUCAAAAAGAAGUAAAAGGAUCAAAGCAACAAUCUGACGUUUAUAGUAUGAGAUUGAAUAGGUCUUUAGAAAAUAAUAAUAAACUCAGAAAUGCACUUAAAUGUUCUCAAAUAGAAGAAAAGGAAUUGAGAAAUCAAAUUAGAAAAUUACAGGAUGAUAAAAGGAUGACAGUUAAUAAUCUAGGAAAACAGCUGUCAGAAUUGGCACAUGUAUUUAAAAAACAAAUGUUGAUUAUAGAUAACUUAAAGAAACAAAAUGCAUGCUUAAUUGGAAUUGGACAAUUAAAAUUUACACAAGAAGAGUUUUCAAGAUUAUUGGAUCAAAAAUCAGAGUGCUUAUGUUAA